CGUGCGUGUAGGGCCAGCAAAUGGUCGUGAAGAACCAUUUCCUUUCCCUCCAUAAUUGAGAUCUCCCUCCAAAGCCUCUCACAAUCCCUCCCGUCUUAAAAAAACCCAGGUUGCUUCCACAAUAACUCUCAUUGCAGAGAAGAAGAAGAAAAAACAGGCAAUCCAAUCUAAUCCAAACAUGUCCACGACUCACCAACAGGAUUUAGAUCUCCUUCUCUCACUCCAAGACAGAGUUCUGGAAACCCCACCUGCCUCUCCUUCUUCCCUUCAUUCCCGACCACCAGCCUACCUCUCGGAUGAUGGAUUGCCGAUGCGGAAAGCUGACAUGUCUGUGUUCCGAAAUGCUGUCCAGGACUAUCUAACUGAUAACAAUGAACUCAGUAGCAUAGCUACUGCUCCCAAAUCAAACCCUUCGCUCUCAAAAGAAAUUGAUAUUGAAAAGUUUUCAGGCUUGCGGAUACGGAAUCUCUCUGUCUCUGCCAUGGACUUGAAUAACCAUUUUUCGGAUGUCCGCUUCAUUCGGUUGCCAGCUAUACGGAAUUCACUGAUGGGCGAUACUGUUUCUGGCUGUUGGGCGACUGUUGGCGUCUUAACAGAGAAAGGGCUUCCUAAAAAAAGCUCCAACUCAAAGACUUUCUGUGUGUGGAAAAUGGGGUGUUUGGAUGAAUUGGCAGUUUCUGUUUUCUUGUUUGGUGAUGCUUAUACAAAGAAUUGCAACGAACUGGCUGGAACAGUUUUUGCGUUGUUCAAUGCGGGUGUUCGCAAGGAUGCUGCGGGUAAUGGGUUCUCAUUGAGUGUAUAUUCAGCUCAUCAAGUUGUAAAGAUGGGGAUUUCUGUUGAUUACGGUGUAUGCAAGGGGAAAAGAAAGGACGGGAUGGCCUGUGCAAUGGUCAUAAAUAAGCGUCGUGGAAUAUACUGCAAAUACCAUACUUCGAAUGUAUCCCAAAAAUACUCAACUCUGCGCUCUGAGCUUAAGGGUGGGAACUUACGACAAGCAUUUAGGAACCAUCUCAAUGCUGAGGGGAUUUACUUGGUGGAUCGUCUAGCAGGUCAUUCCAAUUUUGGGAAGCCUGUGCAGCCAGUGAAAGUGAUGUCUGUCGAUGGGCUGAAAAAAGCUUUAAGCAAUGCAGGUAAGGUGACGACCAAUAGCCGAUCACAAGGAAUAAGAUUCCUAACAGAAGUCACAGGGAAAAUGCAUUCAAAAGAUCCAAGUAAAGGGUCUGCAGAGCACAACCAACAAAGGGGUAGUUCCCAAAAAAGGGUAUCUUCUGCGACGAAGGUAGCUUCCAAAAUAGUCAUAGAAAACCAACAACCACUGCCAAAGAGAAAGAAAACCGAAGAGGCUUCAGAGAAUUUGAUUGAAUUAGAAAUUGUUAGUUCAGAGGAAGAGGGAUGAAAGCAUCAGCCAUCCUCAACCAUGGUUGCUUGAUAUGCGAAAAUCACACAUGGCAUGUAUUCAACUGUUUGGAGAUGAGAUUCAUCCAUACAGUAAGGACGGGUAUGUGCAAAGCUUACAGUAGUAAUCAAAAUAUCAAAUAUAACACCCACUGGGGCUGUCAAAUGGUCAGGCCAUGCCUGGUGUUGAACUGGGAAUCUUGUCAAAAAGAGCCAUGAGUGGAAUUUUGUUUUGCUUCAGAGUAUUAUCUAUUUUCAGCAAUUUUAAAAUUGUCUUCCCAAUUAAAUGCUUUAAAUUUAAUUAUUAAAAUGUUGAGCUGAGUAAAGAUUCUGAGUUUUGGA
Messenger RNA from Magnolia sinica, 1737 nucleotides. RefSeq lists its product as uncharacterized. Gene Ontology annotation, molecular function: DNA replication origin binding; single-stranded DNA binding. Bases 179 to 1396 code for a protein of 405 amino acids. The record is from RefSeq and is a predicted model, not a curated record. Lineage: Eukaryota; Viridiplantae; Streptophyta; Magnoliopsida; Magnoliales; Magnoliaceae. Gene Ontology annotation, cellular component: replication fork protection complex; nucleus. Gene Ontology annotation, biological process: DNA replication initiation; DNA replication. The transcript is spliced from 11 exons.